Oncorhynchus masou masou (cherry salmon) is the source of this 5027-nucleotide messenger RNA. Its product is annotated as peroxisome proliferator-activated receptor gamma coactivator-related protein 1-like. The record is from RefSeq and is a predicted model, not a curated record. The coding region runs from base 209 to 4489 and encodes 1426 amino acids. Gene Ontology annotation, biological process: positive regulation of transcription by RNA polymerase II. NCBI's taxonomy places the organism in Eukaryota, Metazoa, Chordata, Actinopteri, Salmoniformes, Salmonidae. Gene Ontology annotation, cellular component: nucleus. The transcript is spliced from 14 exons. Gene Ontology annotation, molecular function: RNA binding; transcription factor binding.
AGCAAUAGCAUUUGACAUAUCAAAUAUAUUUAAUUUGGGGCUUUCUGCAGAGACCAAAGCGAAUCGGAUAACGAUCUGAUUUCCGGUCAGUUUUGUUGUUACUUGCAAAACAGUCCUUGGUUAAGAUUUGAGCAAGAUACAUUGAUCCCAGAUCUGCGUUUACCGGCAACCUCCGUGUGCUGGCGACCACGUGUCUGUGCGCUGACCAAUGGCAACGCUCCUAGCUAUAGCUGAACGAAGCCAUGUGAGGAUCUGUAAAAUGGCGGCGCAGUGGCGUGGAAAAGAUGAGCUUAUAAUCACCGGCAACACGGACUUUCUGACUGCAAACACAUUCAAUGAGGCUGUCCUGGGUAAAGGGGAAGUCAGUGAUCUGGAAAUGGACACUCACUCCUGCCUGGACCCUUCCAUCCUGGCCAUGUUUGAAGACUCCGCCGUAGCUGCAGAGACUAGGAGCAGACUGGAUGAGGAGAGUGAGUCCACGUUGUUGACAGCUCUAACAGAGAUCCUGGACAGUGUUGACGAUGAGACCCUGUCCCCCUUUGACACCCUGCCUGACACUGGCCUCUUCUCUGACCAGAGGCUACGGGACAACUCCCCGUUGAGGCGGCUGCUGAGUUUAACACGGUCUCCACCUGAUAAAGAAGCACUCUUUCGUUCCAUAAAGACCCCCUCUUCAUCUUCAUCCCCCUCUUCCUCUGUUGGAAAGGUUGAGACGGUCAUUCCAGACAGACCCUGGAGGGCUAGGCUAACUCCCAGAGCCCAGGGCUCUUCCACAUCCACACAGAGGAGCGAUGGAGAGGAGGAGGAGGAAGAGGGCGGCAAGGUCCACAUUCACAGCCCGCCUCACGGCUUCAAUCUGACCAAUCAGGACUCGGGAGAACUCUCCCUCGACCGAUCAGAAGUGAGAGCGCUGAACUCUGUAGAGAAGGACCAUGGCUACUCCUCUACAGUGUCCCUGGUGGAGCUGGUGAAACUCAUGCACCCCUACUGCCUGAGGGUGUGCCUGGAUGAGGAGGGGAAGGACUGGGUCGGCACAUCCAGGCAGGAGGCCUCCUCCCUGGGGGAACGGAGCGCGGACCAGAGUGUACCCCUGGAGGGCGAGGUGUGGAGGUAUACGAAGCCUGGUUCGGAAGAGAGCGACGAGGAAAUUGAUGUGGACGGAUCAGAUGACGAGUGUCCCUCGGUAGGAGGGAUGAAGGAUGAGAAAGAGGGGGGUGGAGAACAGGGAAGUAAAGGUGAAGAAGUGAAGCAACUAAAAAGUCUACUUGUGAAGUGGGACGGGCCCAAAGAAGGCCAGAAGACCAAGAACAAAAAAAGAGUGAGCUUCGGACCUGUCCUGGUGACAUCCUACGAGCUACCAGCAGCAGACGAACCUGACUUAAACGUGCUCCCGGACUUGAGCGAGCUCACCAGCCAAAUCCCCAUUUUUGACUUCAACACCAAAACAAGGACCAUUUCCCUCACCACAUCCUCUCCAGAGUCUUCAGCAGCAUCUUCAAAGGACAACCGGCAUCAGGUUGUAACUGACUUGUCUGAAAGGACCGGAGAUAAGUCGUCGUCGGAGCCUCCGCCACAGCGGGGCGAGUCCAAGCCCAGACCGGCCCUCAGUCUCCAGCAGUACCGCCUGCUGCGCCAGCAAAGACUACCCCUGGUGGGGAAACCUGAGAAUUACACCACCAAAUGGCCCUCUCUACCUGAAACCCCCACGGAGUUGCCUCCUAUACCCUAUUUACAAGGACCUAAAUAUAACAUGUGGGGACCAACGACCACACAUCCUACACAUCAUUACAUAGGAAGUAAAACAGGGGGUGAUGUCAGUGGAUUCAAGCCUAUUUCUAAGACGAGGACGAAGAUUGUCUCUCCUGCUUGUCCCAGUAAACCUGGUAAAGCCAUUGGCAUCAAUGGAUCAAAGCCUGUAAGAAGUGGGACUAAGACUCCUCCUACCAGCUCAGCUUUAAAGCCCAAACACAACUCAAAUGAAGCUAAAUCUGCGAAUGAUGUUGAUGUAUUAAAGCCUAUUUGGACUGAGACCAGCUCUCCUGCUAGUCCCUUACCAAGUCCCAACCUGAACUCCAACUCAGUGGCGGGUCUGGGCCAGAACAGGACUAGCCCAGAAAAGAGUGCUGUUGCGGUCAGUAGCGACCCCCCAAACCCUGUCCUGGUCCCACUACCAGGAACCCGUCCAUCUUUGGAGGGAUUUGAUAGGAGCCGUGGGACCAACCAGGAGAAGCAGGAACAAUCUCUACCUCCAUCCACCACCCAGGAGUCUCCGGCGCCCAAGCCCAAAAUGGUGUUCUGCAACCGGGAUCGAAGCCUGAAGAGCACCAGUCUCCUCCUUGAGAUCCAGCGCAGGUUCUCAACCAAACAACCAUUGCGGAAAUUACUUCACACCCAAAACACUGCAGAGACCACGAAACAAGGGGAUCAGCCUCGCUCUCUCAGCACAAGGAAAGGAACCAAGACCGUACCAGAAGGGUCCAAGUUUUCCCCAAGUGCACCAGUAAUGGCAAGUCCAUCGUCCAGCCCCUCAGUCCAUCCAUCCACCCAUGCUGUUGCUCCUUACCCAGAGAUGGAGAGGGCAAAGCGGGUAGCCCUUGGUAACCUCCCCCAUGUCCGACUGUCCACCUCUCCAGAGAGUAACACCUGCAUACAGACCCCCACCUGCGGCACAGGAAUCCAAGCCACAGAUCUGAGCAGCCUUCUGGAGCGGUUUGAGGAAACACAAGCCAAAGAGGAGACUGAGACUGAACCUGAAGGCAGUCCAGAUAGGAGCCCUGUUAGAGAUGAAGAGCCGAGCAACAACACUGAAGGGAUGCUGACACUGCUGGGUGCCUAUCUCCUCAGCACCCAAGAUAAACUCUGUCUUCCAGCACCCACUGGCUUUCCAGAACUUGUCAACACACUCGAACCCCUCAGAACUCCGGGACCCUUCAGAACUCCGGAGCCCCUCAGAACUCCGGGACCCCUCAGAACUCCGGAGCCCCUCAGAACUCCGGAGCCCCUCAGAACUCUGGAGCCCCUCAGAACUCCGGAGCCCCUCAGAACUCCGGAACCCCUCAGAACUCCGGAGCCCCUCAGAACUCUGGAACGCUGCGACAGUUGCUCAGAGGACUUUGCUGUGGAACCUCUCAGCACCCAGAAUGUUCUCAGCACUCAGGAACAGGCCCCUGCACAGCCGCGCUGGAAACCACUUACCCCUGUCGCACCUCAGAGGAAGCAACCGGCGACCCCCAAACCUCUCCCUCACAAGGCCAUCCAAAUCAUCGACCCCCGUCCUCUACCACCCAAAAAGGUCCACCCCCUCCCCACAAAGCCCCCUGUCACCCCGACUGAGUUCCUGACACCAGUAUCUGUCUCCUCGGACCACGACUACUGUCUAUCUCAGGAUCAACCAGGAAGUAAUACUACUAUGUUAUGCAGCAAAAGGCAAACCAUACUCCCCGACCACCAACCAAUUCCCAACCCCUCCUCAGUGCCUGGCACGCAGAACUCUGGGAAAUAUUUGCGCCAGCAGCAGCCAGUGGACUCCAGGACUGUUCCAGAGACACAACUUCCCUCAGACUCUGCUCCGCCAUCUACAGAGAGCUCCCCCUCUAGGACGGACGCCAUUACUGCAGGGGAGACACAGGAAGAGAGAACCAGCCCCUGCAUCCCCUCCCCUCCUUCACCCAGUCCCCCUUCCAGAGGUAGGAGGUCGUCCCGGCGCUAUCGGACAAGGUCUUCAUGCUCGGACUCUAGCUCUAGGUCCCCUUCUUCGUCGUCAUCUUCCUCAUCCUCCUCUCGAUCCAGGUCUCGCACUCCACCCCGAAAGAGGUUCUGUCCCAGGCGUUCUGAAAGCAGCUCCUCCUCCUCGUCCUCUUGCUCCAGCUCCGUCUCCCGUUCCCCGGUUCCCUGCCGGUACCGGCUCCCCUACCCAAAGUCCUGGAACCGCUCUCGGUCCACAUCACAGUCCUGGACUCAGUCUGGUUCCAGAUCUCGGUCCAGAUCCCCCACCACACUGGCCUACAGCAGGGCCCAGAGGUGGAGGGAUUGCUACAGCUCCAACAACAUCAGGGACUCCAGGAAACGAAAGAGACAACAAGAUAUGAGAAGUCAAAAACUGAAAGCCAUAGACGAGCGCAGGGUGGUGUACGUGGGCCGCAUCCAGAGGACCAUGAUGCACGCGGAGCUGAGAGAACGCUUCUCUCUGUUUGGAGAGGUGGAGGAAUGCACCCUGCACUGUAGAGACAGGGGCGACCACUACGGCUUUGUGACGUUCUACAACAUGAAAGAUGCGUUCGCAGCCAUCGAGAACGGUUACAAGCUGAGGAGACCUGACGAGCUGCCCUUUGACCUCUGCUUCGGGGGCAGGCGUCAGUUCUGCAAAUCUACGUACGCCGACCUAGAUUCUAAUCGGGAAGAGGAGGAACCCACUCCAGCGAAAAGUGAGGAGGAGGAGCUGGACUUUGACACUCUAUUGAAGCAGGCACAGAAAGGCUUGAAGCGGUAGCAGAGUCCUGGAGGAAGAGAGGGAGCCAAGAAAGGAAUGAUGGAGAGAAGGUCCCAAAUGUCACCCUAUUCCCUAUAGAGGGUACUAACCUUAGGGUUCUGGUCUCAAAGCAGUGCCCUCUAUAGAAGGGAACGGGGUGUUAUUUGGGACUGAGCCAACACGUUAGCAAGACUUACCUCAGAGCUAUAUGCACAUACUUUAACAUGUUUAAAUGUUGUUUUAACUUGUAUUGGUUCACUCUUAUCAACUCAUUUUAUUUACCGUGAUAGCAAAACUUUGUUGAUGCAGUAAAAAUAUUUUUAAGGAAAAAGAAUCAUAGGAAAAUGAUUAGAAUAUUGUUAAGUUUUUUUAAAUUAUUAUUGUUUUUUUUAAGAAGGAUCUUUUUAAAUCUCUUUGUUUGCACUAAUAUUGCACUUGCAAGCUUUGCUUUACUCUUGUCUGUUACAAUGUUUAAAAAGUUGAGAUUCCCUUAGUCACUUUAUUCCCAAUUAUGAACAUGUUCUUUAUGAAUGAAUAAAGACUAUUGUGUAAUACUGAA